Bursaphelenchus xylophilus (pine wood nematode) is the source of this 1588-nucleotide messenger RNA. The record is from the annotation of a GenBank genome assembly. Lineage: Eukaryota; Metazoa; Nematoda; Chromadorea; Rhabditida; Aphelenchoididae.
AUGUCAAAUUCGAGACUGGUAAGUCGAUUUGGUAGCUCUGCAUCUUGAGGGUUACAGCGAGAGAUCGUCAGUCUUCAUGUGGGCCAAGCCGGAUGUCAGAUCGGGAAUGCGUGCUGGGAAUUGUAUUGUUUGGAGCAUGGAAUCCAGCCUGAUGGUCGCAUGCCUUCGGAUGAAUCGGUGGGCGUUGAGGACAGCUCUUACAAUACUUUUUUCGCCGAGACCCAUUCCGGAAAGCAUGUCCCCAGAUGUGUUUUCGUUGAUCUGGAGCCGACCGUUGUUGGUGGGUCACAGGUUUAGCUUAGUAAGCGAAGAUUUAGAUGAGGUUCGGUCGGGAACAUACCGUAAUCUUUUCCAUCCAGAGCAACUAAUAACUGGAAAGGAAGAUGCUGCCAAUAACUAUGCUAGGGGGCAUUACACAAUUGGAAAGGAACUCAUUGAUGUAUGCGUGGAUCGGGUUAGAAGUAAGAAUUUACUUGUUAGUAUUAAAAAUGGCUUCAGAAACCGUAGAGGGAUGUCACAGUAUGCAGGGCUUCUUGAUCUUCCAUUCUUUUGGUGGAGGAACAGGCUCUGGAUUCUCUUCGUUGUUAAUGGAAAGACUUUCGGUCGACUACGGAAAGAAGAGCAAACUAGAAUUUAGCAUCUAUCCAGCACCUCAAGUAAGCACCAGUAAGUCAAAAGUUGGCGUGAAGUAAGUAUUAGGCGUCGUGGAGCCUUACAACUCUAUCCUCACUACACACACGACACUGGAGCAUUCGGAUUGCUCUUUUUUGGUCGACAACGAAGCCAUCUAUGAUAUCUGCAGAAGAGAUCUUAACAUUACGCGGUAAUAUAAAAUGUUUGUUGGAAACUGGUAUGUAAUCAAUUUUUCAGACCUACUUACACCAAUUUGAACAGAAUCAUCGCGCAAACCGUGUCUUCGAUCACUGCUUCCCUUCGUUUUGAUGGAGCCCUGAACGUGGAUUUGACGGAAUUCCAGACAAACCUGGUUCCAUAUCCAAGAAUACAUUUCCCCUUGGCCACUUACUCUCCUAUAAUUUCAGCGUAAGAGGUGACUGAUUUAAACGACGGUCUGUUUAGUGAGAAAGCCUUUCAUGAGAAUCUGAGUGUGAAUGAAAUUACAAACAGAUGCUUCGAACCCGGAGCACAAAUGGUAAAAUGCGACCCGAGGAAUGGGAAAUACAUGGCAUGCUGCCUUUUGUAUCGCGGCAAUGUAAUUCCCAAAGAAGUGAAUACAGCUAUUGCUGCCAUCAAAACAAAACGGUCCAUCCAAUUUGUGGAUUGGUGUCCGACUGGAUUCAAAGUUGGUAUUAAUUAUCAGCCACCAACAGUUGUGCCCGGAGGGGAUCUGGCUAAGGUGCAGAGAGCUGUUUGCAUGCUUUCAAAUACUACAGCAAUAGCUGAAGCAUGGGCGCGACUCGACCACAAAUUUGACUUGAUGUAUGCUAAGAGGGCCUUCGUACAUUGGUAUGUGGGAGAAGGGAUGGAAGAAGGUGAAUUCUCCGAGGCCAGAGAAGACAUGGCUGCAUUGGAACGGGAUUACGAAGAGGUCGGGCUAGAUACUGCUGACAAUGAUGAGGAAGAUUAUUAA